GUUCAUUUGUGCAGCUCGUUGUAAUGUCUUUUAAAAAAAAGAUGUGUACUUUAACUGUUUGAGUGCUGAAUUUUCUUUGCAGAGUGCACUGAUAAUUUGAAUCAUGGUAUGGGCAGCACUGAGCACUUGUUGUCCAUAUUGUUAGGUAUCGCACUUCACUGGCUUGUUGUGGUCUGACUGACUGCCCUAAAAUACCUUGCCAUGGACAGUUAUAGGAUGCUGCCUGAUCUGCUAACUGUUCCCAAGCUGAUUUGAGCAGCUUCACAGCUUCACUACCAGCCUGGUGCAGAUCCCAGGACCAGAUUCUACCACAUCCACACAUUGGGACAAGUAACCUUCUAACCCACACCUCUUUGAAAUCUGGAUGGAAACCAGAGCACCCAAAGAAAACCACAUGGUCACAAGGAGGACAUGCAAACUCCACACAGAUAGCACCCAAGCUUUGCAUACCUAUAAAUUGAUGAUCAUGGGGGAUAUGAAAACCCCAGAUUUCGAUGACCUGCUUGCUGCUUUUGACAUCCCAGAUAUGCAGGUUGAUCCUAAAGCAGCAAUUGAAUCUGCACAUGAUGAGAAUGAAGGACAACUGAAACAAAGUAUUCAAGUGGAUGAUGAUGCUCAGGUUCCCUCUGCGCCUGAUGGGGUAGUAAGUGUUAUUGUAAAAAACAUCCGAACUCUGGACUCAUGCGAGGCUGCAGCCACAGCCACAGAAACCCCAGCUCUCGAUAAAGAAAAUCAUCAUUCUUCAGGAAAUGGCUUGCACAAUGGCUUCCUGAGUGUGUCAGCUUUGGAUGGAUAUUCUAAAGAAUCAAACAGUAAGUCAGUCAGGAGUGAAGGAGCACCAGUGGCCGAAGCUAAAUUAGAUUUGUCCAGAGCCGAGGCCAUUGAAGGCUCUGAAACCGGACUCAAAGAUUCUGCCUUCAGCCAGUUCAGCCCUAUUUCUAGUGCGGAAGAGUUUGAGGAUGACGAUAAAAUAGAAGUUGAUGAUCCUCCACUUGUCAAAGAGGAAAGUCAACCGGUUUUUCAAGCAAAUGUACUUCCGAGCCCACCUGCAGAACGAGAUUGUGAGAAGACAAGGAAGCCAGGAGGGGAAAACAUGGUCAAACCAGAAGUGUCUGCCCCGGAUGCUGAACAGAAGAGUAAAAUAAUGAAAAGCAACAGAGAGGGUGAAAGCUCCAGUGUUAACCCGGGGACUCUUGAGACCUUUAAAGCCCGAAAUCUGGAUGAGAAGUUGUCUGAUGAGGAUGCUGAAAAGAGCUUUAAGAGUUCCUCUGAAAAGCAGCUUGACAAUAGAACCCUUGAUGGCAAAAGUGUUGAGAAAGCUGGAGUGACUGUUGCUUGCUCUUCAAAUCUUAGGGCCAAAUCCUCUUCCAAACUUUCCUCAUGCAUUGCAGCAAUUGCAGCUUUGAAUGCUAAAAAGGCAGCAGCAGACACCAUCAAGGAGACACAGUCAGUCUCCAGGGGCCCUUCUCCAGUUUUAAAAGAAUCCAGAGAAAGCCCAAGAGUCACUGAGAAAUCUCCUGAGGGCCCUCAGAGCCCGAUGGAAGUGGUGAAGAAAGCCUCCAUCAAGCAGCCUGAUAGCCCUCGGAGUGUGUCCAGUGAAAGUAGCAUGAAAGGGUCCCCUUCUUCUCCUGCUAGCUCACCGCCUGCCAUCCCCAAGGUCCGCAUCAAGACUAUCAAAACGUCGUCUGGUGAAAUUACCAGAAUGGUGACCAGAAUCAUGCCGGAAGUUGAGCAAGAGCUUGGUAGAAGAGGACCAGAUCAGGCAAACUCCAUGAUCGUCUCAUCACUUUUGUCAUCUCCUCCUGCAGAGUCUCCUGUGUCUUCGCCUCCCACAACUCCGAUCCAGUCAGCGCUGGUUACAGCUUCUGGUGCAGUAACGUCUCCUGAUGUUGCACAAAAACAGGUUACAAUUAAACCAGUUGCCACUGCUUUCCUUCCAGUGUCUGCUGUAAAGACUGCAGGAUCACAGGUGAUCAACCUGAAGUUUGCUAACAACACUACAGUCAAAGCCACUGUUAUCUCUGCUGCCUCAGUUCAGAGUGCCAGCAGCGCCAUCCUCAAAGCUGCCAAUGCUAUGCAGCAGCAAACAGUGGUGGUGCCAGCAUCCAGCCUUGUAAAUGCCAAACUCGUGCCAAAGACUGUCCACCUUGCUAACCUGAACCUUCUGCCCCAGUCUGCCCAAACAACAUCGGAACUCCGUCAAGUGCUUUCCAAAACACAACAGCCCAUAAAGCAGACACUAAUCACCACUUCCUCCACCCAGCCUCCAAAAAAAGUUUCAAGGGUUCACGUGGUGGCCCAUUCCCAGAAUGCAGUGGUUGAGACAUUUAACAAGGUGCUGAGCAGUGUAAAUCCAGUUCCUAUCUAUAUGCCCAACCUUACUCCUCCAACUAAUGCUAAUAUCACUAUACCACUCCGUGGUUACAAGUGCUUAGAAUGUGGUGACUCGUUUGCUUUGGAGAAGAGUUUGGCGCAGCAUUAUGACCGGAGAAGUGUGCGGAUUGAAGUGACCUGUAACCACUGUGCAAAGAAUUUAGUGUUCUUCAACAAAUGCAGUCUUCUUUCUCAUGCACGUGGGCAUAAGGACAAGGGUGUGGUAAUGCAGUGCUCCCAUCUAAUUAUGAAACCCAUUCCUGCAGAUCAGAUGAUCAUUCCCAAUUCCGGUUCUAGUGUCUCUUCUACUACUAUAUCUGCGCCGCUCUUGACAACAGCCAGCAGCAGUUCAAGUGCUGUUCCAAAAACUGUUACAAGUAUAACCAGUGCUGUGAUCUCUGCCCCUGCCAGUUCUCCCAUUCUCCCAGCAAUGCCCCUUGAUGAAGAUCCGUCAAAGCUUUCCCGAUAUGGCAUGAAGUGUUUGGAAUGCAGUGAGACAUUCCUGGAUGAGAUUUUGCUUGCCACGCAUUUCCAGAAUGCUGCAGAAGCAGGAGGGCAGACAUGUCAGAUCUGCCAGAUGUUACUUCCCAACAAGUGCAGCUUUUCAUCGCACUUAAGAAUACAUCAACACAAAUCUCCAUACACAUGCCCAGAAUGUGGAGCGAUAUGCAGGUCCUCGCACUUUCAGACUCACGUCACCAGGAACUGCCUGCACUACACUCGCAAAGUGGGAUACCGCUGUAUACAUUGUGGUGUUGUCUAUGCUGACCUAGCUGCACUCAAGUCUCACAUCCAGGGUGCCCACUGUGAGAUCUUCUAUAAGUGCCCUAUCUGCCCUAUGGCUUUCAAGUCGGCACCGAGUACUCAUUCACAUGCCUACACACAGCACCCAGGCAUCAAAAUAGGAGAAGCCAAAAUAAUCUACAAAUGUUCCAUGUGCGACACUGUGUUUACGCAACAAACCUUGUUAUGCAGCCAUUUUGAUCAACAUGUUGCUAAGCAGAAAGUUUCUGUCUUCAAGUGCCCAGAUUGUGCAUUGCUGUAUGCACAGAAACAGCUCAUGGUGGAACACAUUAAGUCUAUGCAUGGAACACUCAAGAGUAUUGAGGGUCCCCCAAAUCUGGGACCUCAGCAGCCAUUGGUCACAAGGCCAAUAACUACAUCAGCCGGACAGAAAAAAGCUGACGGGAAUGCUGUUAAUGGCACUGAUCGACUUGGGAAGAAAACUUCAGCAGUCAUGAGAAAAACUGGGAGCCGGUCAAAAGCAAAUAACCCUGGUUGGAUGUGUCAAGACUGUGAAGAAUGGUUUCCUGAACGAGAGGACUACAUUUCUCACAUGAAGAAAGACCAUGGAAAGCAAAUGAAGAAGCAUCCAUGUCGUCAAUGUGAGAAAUCCUUCAGCUCCUCACACAGUCUAUGUCGACAUAAUCGCAUCAAGCACAAAGGUAUCCGAAAAGUCUACACAUGCUGGAAUUGCCCUGAUUCAAAACGUACAUUCACCAAACGGUUUAUGCUGGAGAAGCACAUUCGACUCAUGCAUGGCAUUAAAAAUCCUGAUGUGUCUCAAAUGACAGAGUCAACAACCAUAGUAGAAUCUCCAAAGAAAGAAGAUAACAAGACUGCAAUACCACCGAAGAGGAAGACAGAAGAUACAGUGGUGGAGAUUCGGCCUCCUCCCAGGGGAGCCAUCACACAGCCGUUGAAGAAACUGAAAAUCAACGUCAUCAAACUCAAUAAAUGUGCCGUGUGUGGCUUCACCACAGAGAAUGUGACUCAGUUCCAAGAACACCUCCCCCAACACAAAACUGAUGGCUCAACUUUCCAGUGUCGGGAGUGCGGCCUCUGCUAUACCUCUCUCCAGUCCCUAACCAGACACUUGUUCAUUGUUCACAAGAUGAAAAAUGCACAGCAAGUUGCCAGGCAAAAUGGUGCCCGGGAGGAGAACCCAGCAGACUGCAAAAUGAGCCUGGACGACAGUCAGGCUGAAAUGAUGCUGACGGACAAAAAGUGCAAAGUUUGCUCCAAAACUUUUGAAACUGAAGCUGCCUUGAAUACACACAUGCGAACACAUGGCAUGGCCUUCAUAAAGUCCAAGCGCCUGUGUACAUCAGAGAAAUGAGGAGCAUUCACUCACAACAUAAUGUCAAACAGUCGAGUUAACUCCAUGCAAAAGAGACUGCUUCAGCUGAGGCAAACACUGCCUGGUUUUACAUGUUUCAACGGAAUGUCAUGUGAAUCCCUCAAACACCUCACCUGUAUAGACUGUUGCUUGUCAUGGCCAGCAUCACUUUUCAGCUGUAGUUUAAUUAACUUAAGAUUUGGAAGUGUUUGUUUUUUGUACAAUUGCAAUACAUAUUUCCUUUUUUUAAAAAAAAACCCUAAAUAAUAGGAGAGCUCUCCUGUCACCACAAAUCUAACUAAUUUUUGAUCAUCAUGUAGUAAGUUGGUCUUCCACUUUGAGAAGCUGAAAGUAUUCACAGAAGUCUUUUUAUAUAGAUAAAAUAGGAAUAGAAUUUCAAUUAACAUGUUAUUGUUAAAAUGUUAUUUAUUUACCCAAUAGCUGGAUUACCCGAGCACUGUCUGUUAUAGAUGAGAAAUUUGCUUCUGAUGGGCCAAAUUAAUCAGGGCUGUAUUGCAACACCGUUGUCCUUUGGUAAGUUGCUUUGUUGUUCAAAUGUUUGAUACACUGAAGAAAAAUAAUUCAUGGAAAUAAUUCCCAGGAAGUUAUGUGUGUGUUGGUGAAUGGAUCUAAUACCACAGGAUUCAAGGAUUUGUGGGCAACCCUUUACUAAUUGUGGUAUGUAUGUAUGUUCAUUUUUACUUGCACUAAUGUAUAAGGGCCUGAUUUUAAUUUCUGAAGCAAAAAUAAGGCAAGUGAGUACUAAAGUGCAUUGAUAAGCCCUUUUACCAUUUCAGUUUCGAUUCUUAGAAAACUGCCAGAAUAUAUCUUAAUCAGCAGAACACAAAAUUUGCAGAGGUUAUCCAACAUUCUGUUUUUGUUUAAGGGAACCCUACUUCUGCAGUACCUUUUUUAAUAUUUUGUUUCCACAGCUCAUUCACAUUACCAUAUCAAGGAUAGUUCAUGACCAGAAAUGACUUAGUACCAACUUCUUUCACUUCAAUCUCCCAAAAAGAAAGAUUUUACCUCAGAAAUGUAAUAUAAUGGGCAUGUUGACUUAGUUGAAGGUACUGAACUAUAAUACAUGGCCCAUAUGUAGAUUGAGGUUUAAAAAAAACUGUUUUGAGGUAAAUAAACCAAAGCACUAUAUAUCUGAUUUCUUCAUUUAUAAAUGUGGAAGGUUGGAAACUGCCCUUGCAGCAUAUUUAGCUAACAAAAUAGCAUACUGUGCAUUAAAAAUUAAUAGGAGCUUUAUUUGUUUGUGCCUGGAAGGUUCCUUAUGAUGCACCCAAGUGCCCCAUUAAUACAGGAUGAGGACCCUUCUGCUCUGUGGCUGUAAAGUUGCACAACCUAGAUCCUUCCUCUUGUGGUAUCAUGCUGGCACCUAGUGGUGAAAGAGCAGAAAAACAAUUAGUAUUUUUUCUCUUUAAAUAACCAGGGGUUUGAGGAAGGAAUAACCUCAGAUUCUUAAAAGGCAUUGUAAAAGAUUAAAAAGGAAACUGUCAGGUGAUACUGGGUUAGGACUAACAUUUUUCAGUGUGCACUUGAAUCCUGCAAGACUGGGCUUUCAAAAUGUUCCUGACAACUGCUCUCCGCUAAUCUGUAAAUAUUUGGCCAGGCCUGGUAAACUUUAUUCUUUUGUUUAGAAAAAGUUUCACUUUUAAAUGCAGAACUAACUACAAUAUUAAGCCUAUUAAGUUGUAAAGCCAAAAUUAAUAUUGGUAAGAACACAGAACAUAAUUUUUUGAAUUAUCAGAAAAGAAUUGCUUAUGUUAAUUAUCUUAAUAUUUAAUUACCAUUGUCUAACCACACUCUUUAUUUUCCUGCAAAUGUUUUUCCUUUAAGUCUAAUCAGAUUUUUCAAGAAUGUGGAGGGUCAUUUGUUAAGUAUAUUCAAAACUUUGUGGAUAUUAAUGGAAUGGAGGGAUAUGGGGUUAAUGCAGGAAUGUAGUGCUGAGGUAAAAGAUCAGCCUUGAUUUCAUUGAACAGCAGAGCAGGUAUGAGGGGUGAAAUGGCUUAUUCAUGCUUCUACUUCUCUGCUAUGGUGAUCUUUUGGCUUGUCUGAUUUCUGCAGGAAGUAAAGUGCAGUUACUGAUAUAAUUACUAACUUCCCAUCUUUAAUUUUUUUCCCCCGAUUCUGUAGUUAUGUGGCUCUGACCCAUGUCCCAUACCUGUGAAGUGAUUUCUUUUGUCCAAUUUGUUGUUGGCUACUAAUGAACACUGAAUCCCAGUUGUGAGGGGUGGGGGGUGGGCUAAGGAAUUUGAUGUGAGACCGAGUAAUAACACUUGGCAUGGCACAACUCUCUGCAAAACCAAAGUUUAACACUUCAGAGGGUACUAACUGGCCCUAAGGAAUUCUCUGUAAGGUGUACAAAUAGAAGAGAAUGCAUUGCCAUGUAAUAUGUCUGAUGUGCAGGUUUAAUUGUUGCCUGAAAUGAUAAACUACAAGUUUAAUUGAUUUGUACAAGUCUUAUCUGAGGCGUGGUUAACAAAGUCCUGGUUAAGUUCCCAAUGGUCUUUAAUGUGGCAUUAAUCAGUAUUACAUUGGCAGUUUCAAAUGGAGGGCUAAAAUUAGCCAUUCAUCUUUUGCUAUGAUAAGAAAAUGUAAUGCAUUGGUGCAGUAGGAGGUAUUUAAAAUAAGAAUAAAAACACACUGAGGAUACUUAGGCAAUGCUUCUCGCUUAUUAGCAUGCAAAUUGGGAUUGCCUGGUGCUGCCCUGUGAGGAAUAAAAGCAAAAUUUCUGAAGAAAUUUAGGAGUAGACUAGAGUAAUAAUAAGUCAGGAUAUAGCAGAUUGUUGCACAUGCAGAACCAUGUGAAUGUGGUUAAAUCCAUUUUGUUUUUUUUAAUAAGUAACUUUAAAUGCCGAAUUCCUGACUUCUAAAUCUGCUUCCCUGAACUCAUUAGUUCACCAGAAUUGUAAAACCACAGUGCUCAGGAAUUUGAACCAACUUGAAAAUAAGAAGAUUAUAGCAGUCUGUUCCUUUUUAAAAACAAAACUAAGUAUGCUGCGUUGCCCGUUGUUCCAAAAUUACUGGAAUUUUCUUAAAUUUAUUUUUGUAUAUUAAAAUUAAAGCUGCAAAUUCCAGAUUCCCCAUUUGUUUUCUGGUAAUUCUGGGCAUAACUGUGGCUUCUGUGUUACUUCCAGUCAGAAAUUCUAGCUGCUCUUGCACCAAGCCUUAAAUUAUAAUGAUGGUAAAACUAGAUUCCAGGAAAUGGGAGCAUUUGGUGCACACUGUAUUUUUCCAUGAUUCCAAUCGAAAUUUAAGCAGUUAGCCAAGCUUGGAAUGUAUUCUCCAACUUUCUUUUAAAAUAGGUAAUGCAACCACUUGAUAAGUAUCAGGAAACUGACGAAAAGCAAAUUACAUUAUUCUGUCCAUUCCCAGUACAGCAUAAGUAAGUCUGCUGUCUGCUAUGCAUUGUUACUGAUCCUUCUGUGUUUUUUUAUUUAUCUAGAUCCUUUCCAAUUUUAGUUAACAGAUUACAAUGCUGGACCCAGUAUAACAACAGACAACUCUUCUUAACCAAUUAACCAACGCCCCGUUUAUGUGAUGGGCUUCCAAUUCCAGUUUGAAUGUCCUUAAGCAAAUUUAAAGAGUGGCAAUUCAGCCAAUUGCUGUAUUUUUAAAUACUGUUACUGAGUGUGAUUCAAAAGGUGAGAUUUAUUUUCAUGUGAAGCAGGACUAAGUGAUAAUUAAAUAUUUAAUGCCAUGGCAUAUUAGCAAUAUCAACAGGUGUUCUGGGCAGUUGAGCUCCUAACAGGUUCACUCUGAUCAACAAGUAAUAUAAAUGACAUUUUUAACAAGGCUACAGUGAUCAGAAAUCAUUAUACAGAAAAAAAUUGCUCCUUGAUUUAUUGUUGUGAAUUGCUCCUCUUGCAAGUCUGAGCUUCUCAUUAUCUUUUUUUUUGAGGGUUUUAUAUCUUGUGUGUUUAGUUCAAUGAAAAUUUUGUACUUUUUUAAAAUGUUUUUUUUUUGUGUAGACUUUAAUGGCAUGAAAGAUGUAGCCAUUGUCUUGUUGCGUUCCUAGGGCGUGUCAUGCUGCUGUCGUUGAUAGUAAAAUUUGUCAGCUGUAAUCUCA
Messenger RNA from Pristis pectinata (smalltooth sawfish), 8570 nucleotides. It is a transcript of the gene znf532, whose product is annotated as zinc finger protein 532. The record is from RefSeq and is a predicted model, not a curated record. The transcript has 12 exons. Lineage: Eukaryota; Metazoa; Chordata; Chondrichthyes; Rhinopristiformes; Pristidae. The coding region runs from base 365 to 4492 and encodes 1375 amino acids.